Messenger RNA from Eupeodes corollae, 1859 nucleotides. RefSeq names its product proton-coupled amino acid transporter 1. Gene Ontology annotation, molecular function: amino acid transmembrane transporter activity. The transcript has 5 exons. The record is from RefSeq and is a predicted model, not a curated record. Gene Ontology annotation, cellular component: vacuolar membrane. Lineage: Eukaryota; Metazoa; Arthropoda; Insecta; Diptera; Syrphidae. Gene Ontology annotation, biological process: amino acid transmembrane transport. Bases 205 to 1551 code for a protein of 448 amino acids.
CGUUGUUGGAAAAUAUAGGAACAUAACAAUUAGCUUUUAAUUUGUAUUACUAAUUAAUAACGCCUGCGAACUUUUUUUCUGAGAAUUUUCAUUUUCAUUGUGGAUUAAUAAUAUUGAUAGUGCUCUUAUAAAUUCUGGAUUUGCAUUUUGAGGAAAUUUGUGAUAAACCAUUAUUUUAACGUUGGAUAUCUUCCAGUCAAUAAAAUGAGUAUCGCCAUGAACGAGAAAAUCGAUCCCAAACAGGAAGAAAGGAAAAUGGAGAAACAAAAGGAUGCAGAAGCCUCACAACAAAUCGAAGUCCGGGAACAUACGACAUCGUACUUUGAAACGGCUUCUCAUCUUUUCAAGGGCAGUGUUGGAGCAGGUCUCUUUGCAAUGGGCGAUGCUUUUAAAAAUGGCGGGCUUAUUGGAGCUUCGAUUCUCUUGCCUAUUAUUGCCGUAAUAUGUGUGCACUGUGAGCAUAUGUUGAUAAGGGCAUCGAAAAGAGCUGUUUUGGCCACAAAAGGUGCUUCAUUUUUCGAUUAUCCAGAUACUGUGGAAAAGAGCUUUGAACUGGGCCCUAAAAGCUUCCGUUUUGCAUCGAAAUUUAUGCGCCUCGUAGUCGAAAUGUUCCUUUGUGUGACACAGUUCGGGUUCUGUUCGAUUUAUUUUGUUUUCAUUACCGAGAACCUUCUGCAGGUGUUCCAACAAAAUGGAAUUAAUCUGGAUUUUAAUGUUACAAUGACAAUAGCCCUGGUGGCUGUUCUUAUACCUUCGCUCUUAACCAACUUAAAGUACUUAGCUCCUAUAUCGAUGUUGGCGAGUAUAUCAUUAAUUAUCGGUAUAACAACCACGCUGAUAUUUGCCAUGAUCGAUGGACUUCCAGCGCCAAACCAACGCAAUUUGGUGACAGAUGGUCCGAAAAUGUCAUUGUUUUUUGGAACCGCAAUAUUUUCAUUCGAGGGUGUUGCUCUUAUCUUACCUCUACGCAAUGCCAUGAAGAAACCUGAUGGUUUUAACAGUCGAUUUGGUGUAUUGAAUGUUACGCUGGUUUUGAUAACAGCCCUUUUUAUUUUUACUGGGUUUAUUGGCUACCUAAAGUGGGGUGAAGAUGUCGCUGGUAGUUUGACUCUAAAUUUGGAUGUUACUGAUUGGAAAGCACAAGCUGUUAAGGUGAUUGCAGCUCUUGGAGUCUUUUUUGGUUACCCCCUACAAUUUUACAUAUUGAUACAAAUAAUGUGGCCUGGUGUUAAGGAUUCCAUCAAUUGCACGAAACGACCACUGAUGGGAGAGCUUUUCUUUAGAACUUUAAUGGUUUUACUGACAUUUUUUGUUGCUUUGAUUGUUCCUGCACUAGGACUAUUCAUAUCACUUAUUGGGGCACUUUGUUCAACAUCGUUGUCAUUAUUGAUACCCGUAAUGGUUGACUUCAUUGUUCGAUCCCAAGAACAAAAAUCGAUCGGUGCAUAUUUGUACCUUAAAAAUAUAUUGAUCUUGAUUGUUGCCGCUUUGGGAAUCGGAACCGGUACCUAUCAAAGUUUAACACAAAUUAUACAAGAAUUCCAUUUGUGAUAUGUUUGAGUAUAAUACCAACAUCAUAAUCUUAAAAAUUAUGAGAACUAUUGCAUGUGAUUAUUAUGCUGAAUUUUACCCACUGUUACCUACUUUUGUAAAUUUAUAUAAUUAAGAAAAGAGAAUUGUAUUAUUAUUAGAUAUUGUUAUUGUUGAUUGUAUUUUAUUGUAAGAUAUUAGAGUGUGUUAUUGAUUUGAUAUGCUUAUAUAUAAUUGUAAAUAUUGUUAUGUUAAUUAAAAUUGAUACGAAAUUGUACAUUAUACUACCAAACCAAAUAUGCAUAAGUGAUUCGUGACAUUCUUAAUAA